This is a messenger RNA of Mauremys mutica (yellowpond turtle), 1455 nucleotides long. Its product is annotated as butyrophilin subfamily 1 member A1-like. NCBI's taxonomy places the organism in Eukaryota, Metazoa, Chordata, Testudines, Geoemydidae. The transcript has 9 exons. Bases 1 to 1455 code for a protein of 484 amino acids. Gene Ontology annotation, molecular function: protein binding. The record is from RefSeq and is a predicted model, not a curated record.
AUGAAGAUUCUCUCAUUCUGCCACAACUCCAGAGCCAGCUCCCCUCUCCCCGGUUUUAUUGUUUUCUUCCUUAUUUGUUACGUUCACAAGAUGGAAUCAGGAAAGUUCACAGUGAUUGGACCCCGUGACCCUGUCACUGCCGUUCUGGGUCAGGAAGCUGUGUUACCCUGUCACCUGUCCCCCAGCAUGAGCGCUGCAAACAUGGAGGUGAGAUGGUUCCGAUCUCAGUUUGUAUCCUUUGUGCACCUGUAUCGUGAUGGGAAGGAUCAGUAUGAUGGGCAGUUGCCAGAGUAUUGGAGAAGGACAGAGCUUUUGAAAGCCGGACUCACAGAUGGAAAUGUUCCCUUGAGGAUUCUCAAUGUCACACUCUCUGAUGAAGGACUAUACCUCUGUUUUAUUCAAGAUGAUACUUUUUAUGAACAAACAGUAUUGGAACUGCGGGUAGCAGGUCUGGGGUCUGCUCCUCUCAUCUCUGUUGAGGGUCACCAGGAUGGAGGGAUCCGGGUGGUUUGUCGAUCAGCUGGUUGGUACCCAAAGCCUGAGGUGCUGUGGAAAGAUCUCAAUGGACGACAUUUACCAUCACUCUCUGAAACAAAAUCCCCAGGGGAUAACAACCUGUUUAAAACAGAAACUGCUCUCAUUGUAACAGAACAUUCAAACCAAAACUUGUCCUGUUGCAUCAGGAACACUGUUCUCAAUCAAGAAAAGGAAUCAGCAGUGUAUAUAGCAGAUCCAUUUUUCCCGAGGGUGAAUUCCUGGAUGGUGGCUCUGAGUGUGAUCCUGGUGGUUUUGUUUGGUUUCAUUGGCCUCACUGUUUAUCUCUUUAAAAUGAAAGGGAAACUUACUGAAGAAGUUGGCAAACAAAAUCUAGAAAUCGGCAUUGGCACUCUUACAGCAGGAUUAUCUGGAUGGAGAAGAUCUGUGGCACCUAUAGAAGAAGCGAAUGUGACUCUGGAUUCAGACACGGCUCAUCCCAACCUCUUCCUGUCUGAGGAUCGGAAACGUGUGAGACGGGGAGACACACGGCAGCGACUACCCAAGAACCCUGAGAGAUUUGACCCUGAGCUUUGUGUGCUGGGCUGUGAGGGAUUCACCUCGGGGAGACAUUGCUGGGAGGUGGAGGUGGGGGAUGGAGGACUCUGGGCUGUGGGGGUGGCCAGAGAGUCUGUGAGGAGGAAGGGGGAGAUCAGCCUCAGCCCAGAGGGGGGGAUCUGGGCUGUGCGGCGGUGGUGGGGUCAGUUCCGGGCUCUCACCUCCCCUGUGACCCCCCUGCCUCUGAGCCGGGCCCCCAGCAGGAUCCGGGUUUGUCUGGACUGUGACCAGGGGCAGGUGACAUUUAUCGAUGCUGGUGACGAGGCCCCGAUCUUCACUUUCCCGCCGGGCUCCAUCCCUGGGGAGAGAAUCCGACCCUGGCUCGGGGUGGGGUGGGGAGCCCAGCUCAGACUGUGUCCCUGA